AAGUUGCCCUCUCUCUUUUAGACGUAUGGUCUCUUCCUCUACUUUUCUUCCCUUGCCACUCUUUCCAGCCCUCUCUUGCACACCCAAGACAAAAUCAUUAAGCUUUUCCCUACCGACCAUCAGAGAGAUCCAUGGAAAGAUAAAAGUGGAACAAAGAACAAGAGAAAAAGUGAUGGAGAGAAGAGGUCUCUCCCACUCCUAGAUACUCUUGAACCUCUUCUUUAGCACCCUAACCAUUCUAUUCCACUCUACCCUUCUCUCUCUCUCUCUCUCUCUCUCUCUCUCUUCUUCCUUAUCUGCCAUGGAUUCAAGUCACAGCGGGAGCAUCCAGUCCUCGAGCAGCGGCGACAACGAAGAGUACGAAUCUCGCGGUGAGUCCAUCUCCUCCUUCUUAAACCUGCCACCGCCAGCGCCAACAACAGCUGCUACUGCUCUCCAACGCCACCACCCUUCUUCCUCUUCCUCCUCCCUCUUUGAUCCUUUGUCCGCUUACCUCGCCUCCUUCCCCUUCCCGACCCCGGAGUCCAACUCCCUCAACCUCGACUCCACAUGGCCCAAGGGAAUCCCAUCAUCUUCUCUAUUAUCGUACCCCACUUCCACAACCCCCGGCCCCAUGAUGGUCGCUCGGCCCUCAGCAUCAGCGUCGACGAGACCCUCGUCGGUGCAACCGCAGGUGCAAGCUGAUCGCCCCGCUGUCGCCUCGAGAGGCUCCAAGAAGCGGUCGAGGGCGUCGAGGCGAGCUCCGACCACCGUCCUCGCCACCGACACUUCCAAUUUCCGCGACAUGGUGCAACAGUUCACCGGCUUUCCGACGCCGCCCUUCACUUCCUCUCCAUUCCCCCGCCCCCGCCUCGACCUUUUCAGCAUGGCCGCUGCCGCCGUCCCGCCUUACCUGCUCAGGCCCUUUCCCCAGAAGACGCAGACAGCGGCCUUCCCUCCCAUGGCUUCCUCCUCCUCCGCACUCGAAGCUAUUGCUUCUUUCGCUAGAGGUACUCUUUCCAAUAUAAACCUACCUAUAACCACCACCGCAACAAGUUCUUCGAGUAGCUCGACUUCAAGUUCCGCCGGGAAGUGCCAAUUAUCGAUCGUUGAUGCUCGACCUUCAAAACCUGUGCUCGACAUGCAAAGCGCAAAUCUCGUCUCCCAACCCCUCCUCCAAUCCCAAGCUGCUCCCAAGAUCAAUUCACACGCCUUGCCCGCCUUCGGAGCUGCGCCGCACGGGACUCCAGACUACACCAUGGGUGGCCUCGGGUGCCUCAUCGCGACGGAAGGCACGAAGUCAACCGACAGAGUCGAUGCCCUAUCCGGCUGGGUCGGUGAGUCAGCACAAGAGAAUGCAGAACAAGCCGGACUAAAGGCAGUCAUCAGGAACUACAGAAAUCAGGACUAGCCGAAGCCAUGUAACGUCGAGCAGAGAAUACAGUGGUGGAUCCACGAAUCCUUUCUUCGGAUUGGAAGUCGGGGCAGCAAGUGGUGUGCGUGUGGGCGGAGGAGGAAGUUGAUCUUUGCUGCUGCUCAUCGGUUGACCGUCGUCACCAGCGGUAACCAUAGAUAUGACGACUCUCUCUUGUUCAUGUGUACAUGGAUUCGCUUGCAUCCUUGCUUUGAUCACUGUGCAUCUAAAAGGACUGGUUUUGACAGCCUUGUUUGGUUUCCUCGAGUCUUUAUCAAGCUAAGCUUAUCCUCAAGUUCUUCUGGGUUUCCUGGCCCUCUUUCCAUCGACUCCAGAAGCUGAUCUUGAAGUCAAAUAAAUAAGCAAUUUCCUGAGGGUUGAUUUUUCA
This is a messenger RNA of Musa acuminata subsp. malaccensis (wild Malaysian banana), 1781 nucleotides long. RefSeq lists its product as uncharacterized. NCBI's taxonomy places the organism in Eukaryota, Viridiplantae, Streptophyta, Magnoliopsida, Zingiberales, Musaceae. The record is from RefSeq and is a predicted model, not a curated record.